GUGAACACAGUAGCCAAGACGCAUCAUGCAAAAGGAGAUUAUUCUAUGCAUAUUUCUGACUUUGAUAUUUUUGAACAUACAUACUGUGAAUUCAAGAUAUAGACGAAGUUCAAAAACAUGGCAGCGUAGACAUAGAGGUUUUUAUCCAGCUGCACAAUCAGGCUAUCCUAGCAGCCGUAGUCAAAACAGACAUAAAACUUAUCAUCCUGUCUAUCAAGCCUUACAAGUUAAUAAAGGGUAUACAAGACAAUUUCCAAGAUAUUUUUCUCCAGAAAAUUCCAAGACUACAACAGGUUCUAGCAGAUAUGGCAAUGGUUAUAGAAGCAACAGUGGUUCUGGAACGUAUGUUAAAUCUAAGACUUAUAGCAAAUCUAGGAACUAUAGAAAAUCUAGACACUAUAGCAGAUCAAGGAACUAUAGAACAUCUAGGACUUAUAGAAAAUAUGGGACUUAUAGGAAAUUUGGAAACUAUGUGAAAUCUGGAAGUUAUGUAAAUUCUGGAAAUUAUGUAAAUUCUGGAAGUUAUGUGAAGUCUGAAAAUAUUGUGCAGUCUAGUGGGGCUAGUGAUAAUGGAGUGGUACCAACUGUGUCUACAUCAGCAACACACCAGUUUACUUACGGAACAACUGCAACACUUUCCUGUAUGGUACUUGCUAGCCCUGCAGCAACAUCAGUUUCCUGGUCAAAAUACAAUAGUCAGAAUCAGUUAGUGGCUAUCGAUAUGUCUACGAAUAGCAACCAGAAAUUUCAAGGAUCGACUGUAGGAAGCCCAUCAUUGAUCAUAUCAAACACGGUUUCUGGUGAUGCAGGAAGAUAUGUAUGCUCUGCUACGAAUGCUGCAGGUACGGGUAGUUCUGGCACUACAACAUUAACGAUCACUGGAGAGGUCCCAGCAGUGUCUACUCUAGCAACACAUCAGUUUACUUACGGGACAACUGCUACACUUUCCUGUACAGUAAACGCUAACCCUGUGGCAACAUCAGUUUCCUGGUCAAAAUACAAUAGUCAGAAUCAGUUAGUGGCUAUCGAUCUGUCUACGAAUAGCAACCAGAAAUAUCAAGGAUCGACUGUAGGAAGCCCAUCAUUGAUCAUAUCGAACACGGUUUCUGGUGACGCAGGAAGAUAUGUUUGCUCUGCUACGAAUGCUGUAGGUACUAGUAGUUCUGGCACUACAUUAGAGAUCGCUGGAGGUAUUCCAGAAGUUGUAAUUCCACUUAAUCAGUACUCCGUAGACUAUGGUAGUUCAGCAACUAUACCAUGUACUGUCACAGCCAAUCCAACUUAUACCAAUGUUCAGUGGAAAAUAAUCGUAAACGGACAGGAACAAAAUGUUGAUAUUCAAAAUGCUAAAUAUUCUGGUGGUACUGUAAAUUCACCAUCUCUAGUUAUUGCAAAUGCUCAACACGGAGAUGAAACAUUUUACAUUUGUACUGCAUCCAACAUAGUUGGAGAAGGGAGGAGUAAUCAGACCUUUUUGGAGGUUGGAGAAAAAGUUUGUAGAUUAUACUGUUCCAAUGGAGGUACCCUAAAUUCAUUAGGAGCUUGUGUUUGUGUAGGGGGCUGGACAGGGACAAAUUGUGAUGUUUCUCCGUGUCAAAGGCAUAACUGUGGAGGUGAAGUGUGCAGUGUUACAGAUGCUGGACAAGUCUCUUGUGGAUGCUGUAAUGCUGAUCCAUGUGGUUUGAUGAAUUGUAAUAAUGGAACCUGCAAAGUUGACCCAACAACUAAACAAGCAUACUGUGAAUGUAUUGGUAACUUCAUUGGAAGAAACUGUGAAAUCUCUCCAUGUGAUAAUCCUGCAUCUAGUUGUUUCCAUGGUGGUAGUUGUUCGUUACUGGCAGAUGGAAAUAUCACAUGUAGCUGUCCUGAUGGAUUCUCAGGUGAUCGGUGUGAACUCAGUGCAUGUAGAAGUGGAGCUAUUAAUUGUGGACCUGGUACAUGUUAUACAGCUAAUAGGACUGCAUAUUGUGACUGUCCUCCAGGAUUCUUAGGAGAUCGAUGUCAAAAUGAUCCUUGCUCAGGUGUAGAUUGCAGUGGUAAUGGUCAGUGUCAGUUUAACAGUACAACUGGACAGGCUAUGUGUAUGUGUAAUGGACAAUUCAGUGGAAAGUCUUGUGAAAUCUCUCCAUGUGACAACCCUGCCUAUAGGUGUUUCCAUGGUGGUAAUUGUACAUUACUGGCAGAUGGAAAUAUCAAUUGUAGCUGUCCUGAUGGAUUCUCAGGUGAUCGGUGUGAAUUCAGUGCAUGUAGAAGUGGAGCUAUUAAUUGUGGUCCUGGUACAUGUUAUACAGCUAAUAGGACUGGAUAUUGUGACUGUCCUCCAGGAUUCUUAGGUGAUAGGUGUCAAAAUGAUGCAUGCAGUUUGAUAAAUUGUAAUAAUGGAACCUGCAAAUUUGAUCCAACAACUAAACAAGCAUACUGUGAAUGUAUUGGUAACUUCAUAGGAAGAAACUGUGAAAUCUCUCCAUGUGAAAAUCCUGCCUCUAUGUGUAUCCAUGGUGGUAACUGUACAUUACUGCCAGAUGGAAAUAUUACAUGUAGCUGUCCUGAUGGAUACUCAGGUUCUAUGUGUGAACUCAGUGCAUGUAGUACUGGAGAUAUUAAUUGUGGUCCUGGUACAUGUUAUACAAAAAAUGGAAAUGUAUAUUGUGACUGUCCUCCAGGAUUCUUAGGAAAUCGAUGUCAAAAUAAUGCAUGCAGUUUGAUAAAUUGUAAUAAUGGAACCUGCAAAUUUGAUCCAACAACUACACAAGCAUACUGUGAAUGUAUUGGUAACUUCAUAGGAAGAAACUGUGAAAUCUCUCCAUGUGAAAAUCCUGCCUCUAUGUGUAUCCAUGGUGGUAACUGUACAUUACUGCCAGAUGGAAAUAUUACAUGUAGCUGUCCUGAUGGAUACUCAGGUGCUAUGUGUGAACUCAGUGCAUGUAGUACUGGAGAUAUUAAAUGUGGUGUUGGUACAUGUUAUACAAAAAGUGGAAAUGUAUAUUGUGACUGUCCUCCAGGAUUCUUAGGAAAUCGAUGUCAAAAUCAUCCUUGUUCAAGUGUGGAUUGCAGUGGUAAUGGACUGUGUCAGUUUAACAGUAUAACUGGACAGGCUAUGUGUAUGUGUAAUGGACAAUAUAGUGGAAAGUCUUGUGAAAUAUCUCCAUGUAAUAAUCCUGCCUAUAGUUGUUUAAAUAAUGGUGGCUGUCAGGUUGUCAAUGGAUUGGCAAAAUGUAACUGUAUUGGUGGAUUCACAGGUGAUAGAUGUGAACAAUCUCCUUGUACAAAUCAUACUAAUUGUGGUGAAAAUGGUAAAUGCUGUGUUGAUGAUAAUGGUCUUCCUAAAUGUUACUGCAACCCUGGUUAUUUAGGAACUCUUUGUACUAAACAUGUUUGUGAUUUCGUCACAUGUAGUAACCAUGGUAAUUGUACAACAUCUGGUGAUUGUGUAUGUGACAAAAAGUGGUUUGGCAAAGAUUGCAGUAAUGAAGUAAGUCCAUGUGGUAAUGAUACUUGUAAUGGCAAUGGUGCAUGUGAAGUGGUAAAUGGUGCAGCUGUUUGUAAUUGUUUCCAAGGAUGGCUGACAAAUAAUUGUUCAGAACAUGUUUGUGACAAUGCGACAUUCUGUAGUGAAAGAGGAAAUUGUAAUAGGACAACAGGAGAAUGUCAGUGUGAAAUACCAUGGGCUGGUGCAAACUGUGAAGUUUGUAAUGCAUCAAAGGCAGUAGAUGUUGCGUUCAUAUUGGAUAAAACUAAAAGCAUUUCUGCUACACAGUUUCAACAAACAAAACAAGCUAUUGUUGAUACAAUCAACAUUCUCACCAUUGGUAAAGAUGAUAUCAGAGUAGCUAUGGUAACCUUUGAUGUAGAACAGAUGCUACAUUUUCGUUUUGAUGUCUUUGAUAACCGCCAAGAUCUGAUUGCUAACAUAACGACCAUAGAUCAAGCGAUUCAAGGUUCUACAAAAAUCCAUGGAGCAGUGGAUUUCACACGGGAAAAUGUUCUAGCACAUCAAACCAACAGACCAAAUGUUAGAGAUGUUAUCAUUCUGUUAACUGAUGGUCAAUCAAAGGUAGGAGGAAGUCCAGCAACGCGGAAGCAGAAAGAUAUAGAUUCAGCAAGGAGGAUAAAAGAUGAUCUGAAUGCUGUAUUUAUAAGUGUUGGAAUCGGCGGGGAAAUUGAUCGCGAUACUUUGAAACAAAUGGCCUCUUUACCAGAGUACUAUAUCGAAACAGACUUUGAUAAACUAGGGUUAGAUCUAAAGAGAAUAAUAGAUAAGGUCGUCAACUGUAAAGAGGACUAGAGAUCACCUUUAGCUGAAAAAAGAAGAAAACAUUGAGGAUUCUUGCAUGAUAAUAUUUAUUAUGAAAUAAAAUUGUUUCAAAUUUG
Messenger RNA from Mytilus trossulus (common blue mussel), 4371 nucleotides. Its product is annotated as neurogenic locus notch homolog protein 1-like. Gene Ontology annotation, biological process: homophilic cell-cell adhesion. The record is from RefSeq and is a predicted model, not a curated record. Gene Ontology annotation, molecular function: Notch binding. Bases 26 to 4285 code for a protein of 1419 amino acids. The transcript is spliced from 29 exons. Gene Ontology annotation, cellular component: plasma membrane. Lineage: Eukaryota; Metazoa; Mollusca; Bivalvia; Mytilida; Mytilidae.